UAUCUGAAAUAAAAUAAAAUAAAUAUUAAGGAUCAAGGGACCAUUGGGCAAUGAUGUGUCCAUGCUCGACAAGCACUUGUAUCUGGUGAGUGAGGUGUCUGGAGGGGAAAGUGGCUCACGGAUCACAUUGUGGUGCUUAGAAUGGAAAAGGGGCGGACUGACCAUUUGGAAACUCGGGCACUACCCGAGGCCCAGGGCAGUAGGGGGCCCCAUGAGAUGCAACUGGUACCUUUUUCAUAGGCUUUUUUGAGUUUCGGAAGGACAUGGGGUCCCAUGAUCCCCUAUUGCCCGGGGGCCCCAUGAGUUGUCAGUCCGGCCCUGUUCCUGA
Molecule: messenger RNA, 328 nt
Organism: Staurois parvus
Lineage: Eukaryota; Metazoa; Chordata; Amphibia; Anura; Ranidae
Source: the annotation of a GenBank genome assembly